Messenger RNA from Oryzias melastigma (Indian medaka), 5472 nucleotides. RefSeq names its product regulator of G-protein signaling 3. Gene Ontology annotation, molecular function: protein binding. The record is from RefSeq and is a predicted model, not a curated record. Lineage: Eukaryota; Metazoa; Chordata; Actinopteri; Beloniformes; Adrianichthyidae. The transcript has 27 exons. Gene Ontology annotation, biological process: signal transduction. Gene Ontology annotation, cellular component: nucleus; plasma membrane. The coding region runs from base 758 to 4651 and encodes 1297 amino acids.
ACAGACGGAUCUUCCUCACAGGACUAUCAGCUGGAGACUUUAGAGAAUCAUUUUCAAACUGAAUUAUUUGGUGAUGUUUAAAGAGCAGACAGACCCUGAAGGAAUCUCUCCAAAUACUUUGGCGUCCUCUGAAGGAGAAACAGGGAAGUUACAUUCAAAUAAAAAUUCUUCAUAUGUUAAAAGAAGACCUUGAUUGUUAUCUGUGAGACCACGCUUAUCAAAGGAGCUCAGAAAGUACAUUUUUCUUGAAAUAAUGUUUUCCGUUUUUCCAUAUGAAAUCAUAAAGUAUCAUUUUGUCAUCAAUCUGCGAGGCUAAAGCUACAAAUGCUUUACUGAGUCAAAUCCUUCUCUUUUUGAUAAGUCCUGGAAAGCCACUGAUUCAGCUUCUUUGAUGUUUUCUUUAUGGUUAAAUUCAAGUUAAGAGAGCGCCUUGCAUGUUGGUCUUUUGUCAGUAUGAGACCUAAAUAUUGCACUUGUGUUUUAACAGGAAUAUUAUAUAAUGUAGCAGCAGCUCAAGCUUUGAUCUGCAGAAGUUUACAUUUAUGUUCAAGAACAGCCAGAAGCCCCUGUGAACAUUUCAAUAAUUAGUGACUUUCUAAAUACAUCGUUGUACCAAACAGCAUUAAAAAAACACACUUUGCUCUCGCUUGCUUUUUUAAAGCACUAAAUCCUCUCAUCGUUUUAAGGUUCAUACUUGUCAGCUUUGGUUUCCCUGCUUAAAUGGCGUGAGCGCUGUCGGACCGGCUACCUGUCCCGGAUGUCUGUGGAGUCAUGGAAACGCUCGACGACCACAGACCGGGACAGUCGACAGUCAGACCGACAGAAAUCCAUAGAGGGGAGAGAAGGAGAACCAGAGCGGAUGGAGGCAGCAGAUGAAAGGCCCUAUGGCGGAGCUGCUGUCCGGCUGCACCAGGAGGCCCGGCAGCAACGCUCCAGCCGUAAGAGGAAGUUCAGACAGGAGGAAAUAAGGAGGAGAGGAAGAGGAGGCCAAAAGGAGAACGAAGAACCAGCAAAUCACCUGAGGAGGAUCACAGAGUCUGGAGAGAUUUCAAACUCCAGAACCAAAGGUGCAGUCAGGUCCAAGGCCAGAACUGGACUCAGACCUCAAAUCCAGACUUGCAGACCAGAGGUGAGAGUGGCUCUGAUCAGAAAGACCAGGAGCCAUCAGCCAGUCCAAGUCCAAGGCAAUCCAGCCCUGAUCCCUAAAAACCAAACUGACCAAGGAUUCACUCAGGAACAUCUGGACCAGAACCAGCAAACCCAAAUCACCUCUGAUGAUGGGCCCAGGUCCACAUGGGGACCAGCUCUUCAGAGACCCGCAGUUCCGAUCUCAGGUCAGUCUUUAGAGACCAGAACCAGUGGGACUGACAGAGACCUGGAGAAGAGAACCGGCUGUGCGGGGAGAAGAGAUGAGAGGGAAACAAAGAAGAGGAGGAAGAUCCACCCCUCAGUCUUCAGAGGGAGAGGUCAGCUGAAGCUGUCGAUUACUCCAGAGGCCGGACAGCUCAUCCUCCACAUCCAUGAAGCCAGAGGGCUGAUGGGAAAGUCCCGCAGGUCAUGUGACUCAUACGUAAAGGUGGACGUGACCUCUGGCCAUCGUGAGAGCGUCCGAAUGAAGACUCAGAUGGUGCUAAAUGACAAGAACCCGAAAUAUGACCAGAGCAUCUCACUGUGUGUCAGGGGGAAACUCCAGAGCAGGUUGUUGGUGUCAGUGUGCAGACGGCUGGAUGACUCCAGGAGCAGUCAGCUGAUCGGCUGCAUGAGCUUCGGCAUCAGCUCUCUCGUCUUGCGUUCACAGCUCACUGACUGGUUCUACCUGCUGAAUGAAGACUUUGGGAGGAGCAAACACCUCAGGGUGACAUCAUGGAGGUGCAGACCAGCGCUGGACCUCAAAGAGGAGACGGCAGUGAGAGCAGACCUCAGAGGAACUCUGGACUCUGCUCCGGAUGCAGACAGGAACCAAAUCUCCACCGUCAGCACCUCUGCCUCCAACCGGGUCAGCGCCGCCUCAUCAGCUGGAGCCAAAGAACUGGGCCGUGGGACGUUGGCCUCCAGCCGGCCCCUGAGCCUCGACUCCGCCAACUGCAUCAGCUACAUGACCACCAACAGCCAGCAGCUCGACAGCCAGGACCUGAGGGUCAGCAUCCUCCGUGGAGAAGACGGCUUUGGAUUCACCAUCUGCUCUGAUUGUCCGGUCAGAGUUCAGGCCGUGGACCCCGGAGGUCCGGCUCAUCUCUCCGGACUCCGUCAGGGAGACUCUGUCAUGCAGCUGAAUGGACUUCCAGUAGAAACCUGGAAAUGUGUGGACCUUGCUCAUGCCAUCAGGAGCUGUCCUUCUCAGAUCCUGCUGGUGGUGUGGAGGGGGUUACCUGAGGCUGGGUCAGGAUGUGACGCUCUGCUGCGCUCUCAAACCCACAGUACGAUGACGGGCAGCAAGCUGCUGUCUCACCCGUCCCACAGCAAACAUGGACGCCGGUGGGGUCAAGGGCUGGGAGUGCGCUCCAGUUUGGGGGCUCUGGGCUCCCUGUGGCGAGACAAGGCAGAGGAGAAGAAGGAGCAAGAUGAAGAUCAGGAGGUGUACUCGCCUCCCACCGCCACGCUGAAAGGCACCCGUGUGACAUCAUCAAACGGAGACAACUACAUCAUUCUGUCACCUCUGAAUCCAGGAGCACAGCUCCUGCAGCCAGUUUACCAGGACAGGAACGGAACCAUUGGUCGUCUGUACCAGACUCACCCGAGCAGAGGUCAGAACCUCCUUCACAAUUCUCGGACCAAGUCAUCAGUGCCAUCGUUUUCCAGCCACACCUCCACCCUGCCACCCCCACCUGCCAAAACCUCCUCAUCUACCUCACCUGGUAACUAUGGCAACUACCAGAACUGUACCAUCGUCCAGUCUCAUCUGCCCCGCUCUGGAUACGGAACCUACAUCAGUCUGGCACCAAAAACUCUCAUCUUCCCAGUCUUUGUCCAGCCUCUGGACCUGUGCAGCCCAGACCGGACCUUGCUCAUGUCAGAGGAGAUGAUUUUACACCAAGCCAACGCGCUUCCUGCUAAGGUUACCGUAUUGAUCUACAGCGACCUGCUGUUGUUGACCAGAGAAGAUGAAGCUGGACGCUGUAAUGUCCUCCAGAGUCCUCUGUACCUGAACACAGUGAAGCUCAGAGAAGUGUCAUCAGAGCCGCUCCACAUCUACUUCUUGCAGAACUCGCAGAGCUGCUGGCGCUGUCUGUUCAGUUUGGAGGCGUUCAACAUCGAGCAGAAAGUUCGAGUCAGGCUCUGUCUCCAUGACAACAUACAGCUCCAGCUGGUCAGCACGGAGAGCAGUCACAGUCACCAGCUCUCGGACCUGCCCACAGACUUCAGCGUCCUUCCUCUUGGUCAUGACCUCCUCUACCGGCCCUCCUCUCCUUACUCCUCCCUCUGUGACCCCCUGAGACCUCCCUCCCCCUGCCCUUUCCCCCCCAUAUCCACUCUCACCUCCUCUACACCUCCACCUCCCAAUUUCUGCUCUGUGUCCGCGUACAUCUCCUCCUCACCCCCCUACAGAGGUGUCACCUCCCCGCCCCCCUCCUGCUCCUCCACUCUGAGGAGUCCUGUGUGGAAGGAGAGAGGUGAAGAUGAGGAGAGGCGGAGGAGGAGGCUGGAGGAGGUGGAGGAGCGGCAGCAGGGCGAAGGGGAAAGCGCCUCAGAAACCUCUGAGAGCGUGGGGGGCCUCCUGCUCAGCCCCCUCCACCUUGACAUGAAACAUCACGAUGAGGAAGGGGAGGAGAGUGAGGAGGAGGACAGAGGAGGGGCUGGGGAGUUCGCCUUCACCUGCAGACCAGAAGUUCUGCGCCGCUCACUCUCUGAGGGUUCCCUGCUGCAGGAACCUCGAUCGCCCCGCUUCCUGUCCGACAGCACCAUCCACCGCCUCACCCGCCCCACUCCCUUUGAGGCUGACCCCCCUUCCGGCUCUACCCCGUGCCUCCCCUCCCCAGAAACCCUGAGGAAGCACCUGACCAGUGAGGAGGCGUCUCUGAUCCACAUCCUGGCCUUGCUCGAUGGUCUGAAGGGCGAAGCGUCUGGAGCUGGUCAGCUGAGGAGGAACAGGACUAAGAGUUUGGCUGCCGACGUCCUAAGUCGCUUUGCUUUUCUGCGAAGAUGGAAAAACGGUGCAGGUAUCCAUGGAAACAGCUUGGAGAAGGCUUUAAGAAACAACAGGCCGUCUUCAGCGGAGGUGCGGAGGUGGGCGGACAGCCUGGAGGCCCUGCUGACCAAUCAGUAUGGCCUGGCGGUAUUUCGUCACUUCCUGAGGUCAGAGUUCAGUGAGGAGAACUUGGACUUCUGGUUGGCCGUAGAGAGAUUCAAGAGUACACGCCCCUUCAGUAAAAUGGCUGCCCGAGCCGUGAAAAUCCAGGAGGAGUUUAUCUCUGCGAAUGCAGCGCGACAGGUCAAUGUGGAUGCGUCUGUCCGGGAAAUGACCAAUCAGAGCCUGCGGCUGGGUGUCAACCCCUCCUCCUUCCAGCUGGCCCAGGAUCAGAUCUUCAGUCUGAUGGAGACUGACAGCUACCCUCGCUUCCUCAAGUCCCGCCUUUACGCCCAGCUGGCCGACCACAACACAAAGAUGGCUGGAAAACCAGAGAGUCAGAGCAGAUGCGUCAGCCUGGCGUGAUCCGAAUCGGACUGACCAGAGGAAUAGGCGUCUGCUGAGGACACGAACAUCUACCCAGAUGCAUGAUGGAUCCACUUUUUAUCACAGAAACGGAGGUUUUUGCUCAGAUCCUCCAUGUCUUUCUAACGUUUUUACUUAUGUAUUUACACACUACAUUAGGUUCCUUAGAGUAAUUAACUCAAUGCCAAUCAUGUCCCACUAAGUUGGUUGUUUAAUGUGUAUUUGAGCUGUAAUCUUUUAAAGUGUGUCUGCUUUGGUGAAUUUAACCCGAUAAAGGUUCAGGUUCUGGUCUCUUCAGGCGUGCAGGAACCCGAGCAUGUUACGGAUCUGAUGAGACCGUCUGUUGGAUGUCACAGAUCGAGGGAUUCUAAAUGAGGACAUGUGCUGUUAAUGAGUUCAUCUCACAGGUUUCCCAUCAUGCUCGGCUGCACGGACCACUGGGACUGCAUGGUCAGCUGAAUGCGGUAAACAACCUCAAACAUGAGGCUCUCUUCUUUAGCUGGGAUCCAUCAGGAAUGAGGAGCAGACCUGAAAAUGUGAUGUCUGAGAGAUGCUAACAGUUAACUGGAGCUAAUGUUGUCAUGUUAGACUGUGGUCUGGAUGUUAGCACGAUAGAAGCUUAGAUUACCUAAACUUCCUGUCCAGGUCAGACUGUUUUGAAAUAAAAGAAUAAAAAUGGGACGGACAUGCUGUUCUUGUCUGUGGUUUAACAGCUGACGAGACUUUUUGUUCUCAGUCAAAUGCCAGUUUUCAGACUCAUGACGUGCUAAUAAACUUGUUGUUUAACUCUGUGUUAGAUAAACCUAAGCUGACUGCUCUAC